AUGGCGGACAACUCCAGAUUUAUUGAGUACAUUGAUGAAGCUUUAGAAAAAUCUAAAGAAACAGAACUUUCUCACUUGCUUUUCACUCAUCAGGGGAUACCUUACCCUGUCACCAUGUGUACCUCGGAGACUUUCAAAGCCCUGGACACCUUUGAAGCCAGAAGCGAUGACAUUGUGCUCGCAUCUUAUCCAAAGUGUGGUUCCAACUGGAUUCUCCACAUUGUCAGUGAAUUAAUAUUUGCUGUAUCUAAAAAAAGGUAUGAAUAUCCAGAAUUCCCAGUUCUUGAAUGUGGAGACUCAGAAAAAUAUCAGAGAAUGAAGCAAUUCCCGUCACCAAGGAUUUUGGCAACUCACCUCCAUUAUGACAAAUUACCUGGGUCCAUCUUCAAAAAUAAAGCUAAGAUAUUGGUGAUAUUUCGAAACCCUAAAGAUACGGCUGUAUCUUUUUUCCAUUUCCACAACGAUGUCCCUGAUAUUCCGAGCUAUGGCUCUUGGGAUGAAUUCUUCAGACAGUUCAUGAAAGGACAAGUUUCUUGGGGAAGUUAUUUUGACUUUGCAAUUAAUUGGAAUAAACAUCUUGAUGAUGAAAAUAUUAAACUCAUAUUAUAUGAAGACCUGAAAGAGAAUCUGGCAGCUGGAAUAAAACGAAUCGCUGAGUUCUUCGGAUUCUCUCUAACUGGGGAGCAGAUUCAAACUAUCUCGGCCCAGAGCACUUUCCAAGCCAUGCGAGCCAAGGCUCAGGAAACACACGGGGCUGUUGGCCCGUUCCUGUUCCGCAAAGGUGAAGUUGGUGACUGGAAAAACUUGUUCAGUGAAGCUCAGAACCAAGAAAUGGAUGAAAAAUUCAAAGCGGUCUUAGCGGGCACUGUCCUAGGAGCAAAGCUGAAGUAUGAAUCGCACUGCCAGGCUUGAUUCUGGUCAGCUAAGCAAGCCUGGAAAUUUUAUUUUCCUUAAUAAUAGCUGAAUUUAAAC
Tupaia belangeri chinensis (Chinese tree shrew) is the source of this 972-nucleotide messenger RNA. It is a transcript of the gene SULT6B1, whose product is annotated as sulfotransferase family 6B member 1. Gene Ontology annotation, molecular function: sulfotransferase activity. Lineage: Eukaryota; Metazoa; Chordata; Mammalia; Scandentia; Tupaiidae. The record is from RefSeq and is a predicted model, not a curated record. The transcript has 7 exons. Bases 1 to 912 code for a protein of 303 amino acids.